Messenger RNA from Dromaius novaehollandiae (emu), 2799 nucleotides. RefSeq names its product thymus, brain and testes associated (gene TBATA). The transcript has 8 exons. NCBI's taxonomy places the organism in Eukaryota, Metazoa, Chordata, Aves, Casuariiformes, Dromaiidae. The record is from RefSeq and is a predicted model, not a curated record. Bases 1579 to 2733 code for a protein of 384 amino acids.
UGGCGUGGAUGGGUGGGUGGGCACCAGGUGAGGCUGCUCAGGACCAUUAAGGCCCAUUAGUGCCCUCAGGACCUGUCAUCAGCUCUAUGCUGGGCACACGCUUGGCUCCCCUGGCCUGAAGGGUCCUGGUGGCCAGCCUUGUCCGCAGGUGGCAGGCACGGCUGGCAGGCUUUCCUCUGCAUUAAAACACAUCUUUUUGCAGCAAGAGCGCUUGCACGGGUUGAUAAACACAAAAAUUAGAAAAGCUCUAAGGAAGCAUCAGGCAGGCCUGCCUGAACAGGGAAACCAAGCUGGGAAAGGUGUCGACACCCCCCACUCCUAAACUGUGUUGCAGAUGCCUCGCUCGAGAAAACUGUCCCCAGGUUAUUUCACAGAGGGAUGAGUUUGGGGAGAUUACCGUUUUCAGAGAAACUACCGGAAUGCCUUUUGCUUGUAUUAUUUGUGCAUGGUAAAUUGUUAAGAAACCAUGUGUUGCAAGGCUGUGUUUACCGCUGAGUAUUUUACUCGAGUGCUGCACGCUGCUGGAGGAGAGCAUCAUCACCUGCUCCCAGUGAGCUCUAGGACUCUUUCAAGCUUUCUCCAAUAUAUCCACAAAUUCCCACGGAGGGGUUGCCCCCAGCCUGGAGGAUAGAGGCAAUGAAUGAUCCAGCUUAGACGGGGAAUGGACAGUUCAGCUUCUUCUCCAGAUAUUCAAGCAUUAGCCUCUAAAAAAGGCUGUUAGAGACUUUUACAGGCCCCCAGCUCAGCCUGCAUAAGCAAAGAACCCGUCGGUGGUCACCCUGCUAGGGAGCAGGGACUUUGCAUCCCAAGCAUCUGGCUGUCAAAGUGAAGUCAGUGCCCACCAGGUCUCUUCCUCUGGUUUGAUCCCUCUGCCCCAAAAUCUAUACACGCGAAUCCUGCACUGUGACACCCUCUGAUUUUUGCUGCGCCCCACACCCAGGGCCGGCUGGUGUCCCUGGUCACCCUGGCAUCCCUACCAGCCAGGUGCCGUCACAUGCAGAAGCUGCACCACAGCUUGGCCAUCCAGUUUUACGUCUUCCACGGGCUGUUUUGCAAAGCUGAAAUCUAGGCGGGGAUUGGGAAGUGACGGGCAGCAUCUGCCUGUGUAACACUAGACAGUCACGUAUCGAGAGGGCCGUGUGGCUAAGGGCACAGGAACGAGCAGCAGCUUUCCUGCCUUCUUAGAGACCUGCUAAAAUGUCAACAGACCCCGGGGAUCUGCAACCCGACUCCCAGCAGCCGCAGUAAGUGCCAGGGCCGGGAGGACUCGCUGAGCGGUACCGGCAGCAAAGGAGAGCGGCCAGCGAUGCCGGCCGGACUCCACGUGGCUGCAGAUGCCGCGCGUUGAUCUGGGCUCAAAAAUCAGCAGCAGGGCCGCGGUGGCGAUGGCACACGGUUGUUUUUCUGGGGGUUUCCCUCGCAGGCUCCUUUUUCAGCGUUUCAGCACAUUCUUGGGAGUCAGCACGGACUCGCCUCCCGCUUCUCCUCGCGGGAGCUGCCUCUUGGCCUGGAGGUGACAACACCCUGUCCCUAUAAAUACCGAACGAGCCGUUUGCUGCAGGACUCCUUUGCACACACAUGCACAUGUGUCACGAGCCCGGCCGGUCGUCCUGGGGCACAGGGGUUUCAGCGGCUGGGACUGCGGGCCUGAACGGCGUGCCCGUAUGCACGGCGAAGGACGGCUGGCCAGCGCUGAGCCCGCUCUCGCCUCAAUCCCGGAUUAAGGACCGGCUUUCCACCCCCAUCCCGGGGGGGCCGGGCAGGCAGAUGCCAAUCGGGGAUCCCCCCAGCAAGGCGAUCCCGUGGCUGACCGCAGGUGUGUUGUCGGAGGCCUGGAGGGAGGAACCGAGGGAACUCGCCGCCAGAGUUGACGCUGCCUCUCCUGCUGAAACGGCAAAGGAGGAGGUGGCAAGUCACGAAAAGGCCCAGCGGGUGACCCAGUACCCAGCAGAGAUGGGACAGCUCAUCCCACCUCCCUCUCGUGCCACCGCUCGCCGCUCAUCGCGCCAGCUGUACCGCGGGAGUGCCAGGACCGAAGGGAAGCAAGCUGCCCUCUCCUGCCAGGACCGAGAGCUCGUGGUGCUGGAGCCGCCGGGGCAGAUCCUGCAGGCACACUCCUCGACGGCGGCUCAGCAGCGGCUGCUCACAGCCGGGCAGAGGGGUGAGGACAGCCAGGAAUAUGAGGGUUGGGGACUGGGGCUCAGGAUCCCACUCCUGUCCUUAAAGCCUGCCAGCCUCGCUACUUCGGCCGGGCCUGCCAAAAGGAUGUUGUCCUGGGGCUGCUGCAGGCUGCAAGUGCCACCCUCCAGCUGCAGCCGCAGGCCCUGGGCACAGGCACGGGGGACAGCGCCAGGUCCCAGGCGUCCCAGGCCACCGCGGGCCUCUCCUCCAGGGACCGGCGCGGCGGGAGGAACCAGCCAGGCAGAUGCUCCCAGGGACAGAAGCAAGAACCAGUUCCACAGGAGGAGAAAGCAGCGCGCACUGGCACAGCAGAAGUCCUCCAGGUCCAUUCGUCCCGGGAGGAGAAGCCAAGGCAGCCCGACCCCACCAACUAACGGUGCCACAGCCCUGUGCGAGGAACUGCUGUCACGUUACCCGCUACACCUGAAAUGCUUCAUUCCCUACGUAGUACAAAGAGUUCAUGCAACAAGUCGUGCAGUCUCAGCAUCGCCUAGAUCCUCUCCUUGCUUUUACUUCCUACGCUGGGAUGCUCCAAAGUUAACGGCAGUUUAGUUACUGACCCAUUAAAUCUUUUCAAUGCAACUCUAGCUGAUCUCUGAAUAAAAAUCCUGUUGGAAA